AUGUUAGAUAUCAACCAAUUUAUUGUCGAGAAAGGUGGUAAUCCAGAAUUAAUUAGGGAAUCUCAAAAGGCCAGACAUGCCAACGUCGAGUUAGUAGAUGAAAUUAUCGCUGACUAUAAGGACUGGGUCAAGACUAGAUUCGAUUUAGACGAGUUGAAUAAAAAAUUAAACAAGUUACAAAAGGACAUUGGUUUGAAAUUUAAAAAUAAGGAAGAUGCUACUGAAUUAUUAGCUGAGAAAGACCAAAUUACUGAAGAAAAAAAGAACCUAACAGAAAAAGAACAAGAAGAAGACAAAGCUUUGAGAAACAAGGUUAACCAAAUUGGUAACAUCGUUCAUCCAAGUGUCGUUAUUUCUAAUGAUGAAGAAAACAAUGAAUUAGUUCGUACUUGGAAACCCGAAGGUUUAGAAGAUGUUGGUCCAGUAGCUUCUGUUACUGGUAAGCCAGCAGCUUUGUCCCACCACGAAGUUUUAUUAAGAUUAGAUGGUUAUGAUCCAGAACGCGGUGUCAAAAUUUCUGGUCACAGAGGUUACUUCUUUAGAAAUUAUGGUGUUUUCUUGAAUCAAGCCUUGAUUAACUAUGGUCUAAACUUUUUGGCUCAGAAGGGAUACAUUCCAUUACAAGCUCCAGUUAUGAUGAACAAAGAAGUCAUGGCUAAAACUGCACAAUUAUCUCAAUUUGACGAAGAACUAUACAAAGUCAUUGAUGGUGAUGAUGAAAAAUACUUAAUUGCCACUUCUGAACAACCAAUUUCAGCCUACCACAGUGGUGAAUGGUUCGAAAAGCCACAAGAACAAUUACCAAUCCGCUAUGUUGGUUAUUCUUCUUGUUUUAGAAGAGAAGCUGGCUCUCACGGUAAAGAUGCUUGGGGUGUUUUCAGAGUCCAUGCUUUUGAAAAGAUUGAACAAUUCGUUAUAACUGAACCAGAAAAGUCUUGGGAAGAAUUCGAUAAAAUGAUUGAUGCUUCCGAAGAAUUUUACCAAUCUUUAAAAUUACCAUACCGUGUUGUUGGUAUUGUUUCUGGUGAAUUAAAUAAUGCUGCUGCCAAGAAAUACGAUUUAGAAGCUUGGUUCCCAUACCAAAAGGAGUAUAAGGAAUUAGUUUCUUGUUCCAACUGUACCGAUUACCAAUCUAGAAACUUAGAAAUCAGAUGUGGUAUCAAGAAGAUGAGUGAAAGGGAAAAGAAAUACGUUCAUUGUUUGAAUUCCACUUUAGCUGCUACUCAAAGAGCUUUAUGUUGUGUUUUAGAAAAUUACCAAACUGAAGAUGGUUUGGUCAUUCCUGAAGUCUUGAGAAAGUACAUUCCAGGUGAACCAGAAUUCUUACCAUUCGUUAAAGAAUUACCAAAAAACUCAACCUCUAACAAGAAGAAAUAA
Messenger RNA from Tetrapisispora phaffii CBS 4417, 1377 nucleotides. It is a transcript of the gene SES1, whose product is annotated as serine--tRNA ligase SES1. Gene Ontology annotation, biological process: seryl-tRNA aminoacylation. Gene Ontology annotation, cellular component: cytosol. The record is from RefSeq and is a predicted model, not a curated record. Gene Ontology annotation, molecular function: serine-tRNA ligase activity; ATP binding; tRNA binding. The coding region runs from base 1 to 1377 and encodes 458 amino acids. NCBI's taxonomy places the organism in Eukaryota, Fungi, Ascomycota, Saccharomycetes, Saccharomycetales, Saccharomycetaceae. The transcript has a single exon.